AUGUCUUUCCGUCAAGUGUUUAAGACGCAGGCGCGCCACAUGAGCUCAAGCUCGCGCAAGUUUUUCGUGGGCGGUAACUGGAAGUGCAACGGCUCCCUGGGCCAGGCGCAAGAGCUCGUGGGAAUGCUUAACACGGCCAAGAUUCCAGUCAAUGUGGAGGUCGUUGUGGCCCCUUCGCAGGUGCACGCCGCUACCGUCAAGGCUUCGCUGCGCUCCGACGUGCGUGUCAGCGGCCAGGACGUCUGGAAGCAAGGCAACGGCGCCUUCACGGGCGAGACCUCGGCCGAAAUGCUCAAGGAUCUGGGCGCUGAGUACACUCUUGUAGGCCACAGCGAGCGCCGCGAGAAGGGCGAGACCAACGAGGUCGUAGCCAAGAAGGCUGCCUACGCUCUCGAAAAGGGCCUGGGCGUUAUUGCUUGCAUCGGUGAGACCAAGGACCACCGCGAAGCCAACCAGACCGUGGCCUACAUCACGGAGCAGCUCGACGCCUACGCCGCCGGGAUUAAUGACUGGACCAACGUCGUCAUUGCCUACGAACCCAUCUGGGCCAUCGGUACGGGUCUUACGGCCUCGCCUGAACAGGCUCAGGAGGUGCACGCCAGCAUUCGUGCCUGGCUCAAGGAGAAGGUGUCUCCUGAGGCUGCAGAGCAGACCCGCGUCAUUUACGGUGGAUCGGUCGGCGCGAAGAACGCCCCAGAGCUCUCGCAGAAGGAAGACAUUGACGGCUUCCUGGUUGGUGGUGCUUCGCUCAAGCCCGACUUCCUCCAGAUUAUCAACGCUCAGAACCCGACGGCCAACGUCGGUGGCGCUGUGAACGUUGCUAUCAACGGCUUCGGUCGU
Phytophthora infestans T30-4 is the source of this 840-nucleotide messenger RNA. RefSeq names its product triosephosphate isomerase. Lineage: Eukaryota; Oomycota; Peronosporomycetes; Peronosporales; Peronosporaceae. The record is from RefSeq and is a predicted model, not a curated record. The transcript has a single exon. Gene Ontology annotation, molecular function: triose-phosphate isomerase activity. Gene Ontology annotation, biological process: gluconeogenesis; glyceraldehyde-3-phosphate biosynthetic process; glycerol catabolic process. The annotation marks the transcript as partial. Gene Ontology annotation, cellular component: cytosol.